AGCUCAAGAAACAUACCAAGAUUACACAGGUUCUGAUAUGUUCCAGCUGACUCUUGCUGAAAUGGAAGAGGAGCUCGGACACGAGGAAGCCAUUCGAUUGGACGGACAACUGACACUGCAGAAAAGCUCUAGCGGGUAUACAACAAGAGCAGCGCAAGAAUUACAGGAGAUUUUGCGCAGACGGAAGCAAGACUGUGA
This is a messenger RNA of Candidula unifasciata, 198 nucleotides long. Lineage: Eukaryota; Metazoa; Mollusca; Gastropoda; Stylommatophora; Geomitridae. The record is from the annotation of a GenBank genome assembly.